AUGAGUAUGGAAAUAGAAGUUGAUCACUCUGCAAAUAUAGAUGUUAUCGAUAGAUAUAGUCCACUAGGUUUUAGAAUUCCUGGUUUUAAUGACUAAUCUAAGAUAAUUGAAAUAGUCAAGCAAAAAUUUCCUGAAAAUAAAGGAAUAGAAGAACUCAGACAUCCAUCUAAUCUAACAAUGGAUGACCUAACUAGGGAAUUAAAAAGAGAGAAUAUCAUUCAGCAUAAUUAAAACAUUGUAUAUAGAGAUUCAUACUAUUACAUAGAUGCAAUUGAUCACAAAACUCUAUCUGAAACAGAGCAAGCAUUUGACAAUGCUUACGAUCCUCUUAACAAUAUCCCUGGUGAUAACGAAACUUAGAACUGGAAAAAUAACUAGCCAGGCAUUAAGCUAAUCCAAUCAAAAGAAUAAAAGACAAUAAAUGGCACAUAAGUUACUGGAGCCCAAUACGUAUUAGAUGGAAAACUGGUUUAAAGUGGCCCAGCAGCAGCAAUGGCAGGCGCAACUACGAAUAAAAAUCCCAAUGUAAUUAUGCAAUCACAUUUAACUUAUUAAUUGACAGCUAAUCCAAAGAGUGUAAUUUUUGAAAUUAAGGAUCCAAUCAUUUUGAGUACAAAUCUCAUUGAAAUUUUCUGCAAGUGCUAAAAAUCAUACGAAGGAGAACUGAUGAUAAAGUGUUCAAACGAUAACUGCAAGAUAAAGUGGUUCCACCCUGUUUGUGUAGGUCUUGGAAAUAUAAAUCCAAGAGCUCUUGAAGACUUAUAAUUUACUUGUGAGGAUUGUAAAGAAUCCGAAAGAAAUAUCAAAAAACAAUCUACGAACAAUGGUAUGGAUAAAGCUUCACGUAAAAAGGCAACCAAAAAUUGA
Tetrahymena thermophila SB210 is the source of this 867-nucleotide messenger RNA. Its product is annotated as PHD-finger protein. The transcript is spliced from 5 exons. NCBI's taxonomy places the organism in Eukaryota, Ciliophora, Oligohymenophorea, Hymenostomatida, Tetrahymenidae. The record is from RefSeq and is a predicted model, not a curated record.